This is a messenger RNA of Lobosporangium transversale, 976 nucleotides long. Its product is annotated as cyclophilin B complexed with [d-ser8]-cyclosporin. Gene Ontology annotation, molecular function: peptidyl-prolyl cis-trans isomerase activity. Gene Ontology annotation, cellular component: endoplasmic reticulum; fungal-type vacuole. Bases 335 to 919 code for a protein of 194 amino acids. The transcript has 7 exons. The record is from RefSeq and is a predicted model, not a curated record. NCBI's taxonomy places the organism in Eukaryota, Fungi, Mortierellomycota, Mortierellomycetes, Mortierellales, Mortierellaceae. Gene Ontology annotation, biological process: protein folding; protein peptidyl-prolyl isomerization.
AAAGACAAAAGCUUGACUUAUCAAGCAAAAUAUAUACAAACCCUCCGCUUGAUAUAAAUCAUGGUGAAAAGCUCCUUAAUGUCUAAUUCUUAAACCUUACACUUAACACCAUACUUCUUCUCUCUAAAUAUCUCUCAGCGAGAAUGACUGACAAUUUUUCUCCUACUUGGGUGAAAUUGAGACCAGACACUUCCACCGCAUACGUAUAAUUAUAUAUAAUCAUGGUUUACUGCAAAUGUCAGUCGCCAAACUUUAGAUCAGUAAAAAUUGAGCGAUUUCAUCUUUUCUUCAUCUCCAUUCACUCCAAAAAAAAAACAUCUGCCAACUUUUCAUCAUGAUUUUCAAGAGUACCGUUACAUUCUUCGUUGCAACCCUUGCUCUCGCCCUUGCUGCUCAUGGUAGCCCUGCGGUUACUAGCAAGGUUUAUUUUGACAUCGAGCAGGGCGGUAAGCCUCUUGGUCGCGUUGUUAUCGGCCUAUUUGGCAAGGAUGUACCUAAAACUACCAAGAACUUUCUCGAGCUCGCCAAGGGUAGCCAUGGUUUUGGGUACCAAGGCUCAACCUUCCAUCGUGUUAUCAAGGACUUCAUGAUUCAAGGAGGCGAUUUCACCAAUCACGAUGGUACUGGGGGAAAGUCUAUUUAUGGUGAACAGUUCGAUGAUGAGAAUUUCAGUCUUCGCCAUACUGGUCCCGGAAUUGUCUCUAUGGCCAAUGCUGGUGAGGACACCAAUGGAUCUCAGUUCUUCAUUACCACUAUCAAGACCGAUUGGCUGGAUGGUCGCCAUGUUGUUUUCGGUGAAGUCAUCGAAGGCAUGGAUGUGGUCAGAAAGAUUGAAGAUACAAAGACUGACAGAUGGGAUAAGCCUGAUAUUGCUGUCAAGAUUGCCAAAUCGGGCGAGCUUCGUGAUGAACUGUUCUGACCACAGAGGAAACAGUCAUACCUUUUUUUCUAAUAAACAAAAAAUUAUUCAUUCUUU